Molecule: messenger RNA, 1362 nt
Organism: Epithele typhae
Lineage: Eukaryota; Fungi; Basidiomycota; Agaricomycetes; Polyporales; Epitheliaceae
Exons: 5
Coding region: 1-1362 (453 amino acids)
Source: RefSeq, a predicted model, not a curated record
AUGUCGAAGGAGAGCCGCGACCCGUUGAGGGCGCGCAGCGAAGAGGGUGGCGGUGGUGGAGUCCGUGGCGUGAGGGCCCCAUCAGACAGAGGUGGUGGUAUCGGGGAGGAGCGCGCGGCCGUCGGUCCAUGCGGUGCUGCCGGAGCGGGUGAUGGUGUCCUGGAGGACGCUGAGGGGGGAGAGCUCGAUGAGGGAACCAUCGUCGGCGAACGCGGUCCGCUUGACAUGGUGGAAGAGGACGGAGGCCCGGUUGACGUACCUCGAGGCGCGCAUGGGCACCCUGAGGAGUCCGCCGAGCGCAGUCUGGAGGGCUGCGGCCUGGGCGUCCCAGUCCGCAGGCGUGUCACGGGGGGCGGCCGCGGGGACGACCGUCCACCGCGUGCGCGCGGCGUUGGAGUUGAGCCGGUCAAUGUUGAAAUUGACCACCUUGCGGAGUGCCUCGAGGCACUUGGCGUCGCUCACCUCCAGGGGGUGUCGGGAGGGGUUGGGGCGGGCGGCGUGGAGUGGUGGAGCGCAGCCAGGGUGGCUUGGAGCGCCGUCGGUGCGGCCUUGGCCGGGGCGACGGGAGUAGAGGCGGGGGGGGGGGGGGGGGGCAGGGGCCGUGGGAGUGGCGGCUGCCGCAGGGCGCCCGACGAAGCCCUUGCGGGCCGCGCCGGUUACCCCCUUCCCCUUCCCCUUAGCGCCGGUGCAUGCAACCGUCACCCAGGUGGGCUCGGGAACGCUAGCCAGGGCCGCGGGGCCGGGGGCAGGUUGGGUCGGAGCCCCGAAGGGCCUGGCUGGAAGGGCCGCGACACCGGUGGGUGCAGCAGGCGUGAGAGCGGGGGGCACAGGGCCAGCCACGGGGGCAGCCUCGAGGACGGGGGCAGGCGAGGGGGAGGCUGGAGGCGCCGCCUGGAGGGGAGGGGCGGGGAGGGGUGCAGUCGGGGGGAGCUCGACGAGGACGACGUCCAUGGCGUCCGCCGCAGCCGGCGGGGAAGGGGAGGCGGCCGCGUGGGCUGCCUUGUCGCGGAAGUGGGCCGCGAUGUUGGCGUAAUCCAUGGCCAGCACGCACUGCGUGGUGUGCUGGAUCCAGAACUGCGCCCUGUUGAAGAGGUUGGAGGCCUCUGCGAAGUUGGUGUCGUUGAGGGGGCCGAGCUUGAGCGCGAUCCCGAAGAUGUGGAGAAGGAGCUCCCGCGCCGUGGGGGUGGCAGGAGCUGCGGGGGCAGGGGGGGCAGGGGCAGGAGCAGGGGCGGGGGCCGGGGCGUCAUCGGGGUUGCCGCUGGCGAUGAUGGAGGCGGAGGCCGCGAGCAUCAGAAAAACCCUCACUUGCAAAUGAGUGAUAACACCACUAAUCUUAGAGCUAAUACUAGUCUAACGGUGUAA